Messenger RNA from Solenopsis invicta (red fire ant), 3263 nucleotides. RefSeq lists its product as uncharacterized. Lineage: Eukaryota; Metazoa; Arthropoda; Insecta; Hymenoptera; Formicidae. The record is from RefSeq and is a predicted model, not a curated record. Bases 1473 to 2678 code for a protein of 401 amino acids. The transcript has 4 exons.
CUUUAUGAUUUAUGACAACUCAACGCUGUAUCGUAUUACCUGAGGUAAGUUAGACCUUUGGUACUUAGACUACUCUGGUUCUGUAGUCUGAUAUCUAGGGCCUCCUAAAGAAGAAGAAGAAGAAGAAGAAGUUAGACCUCGUGCUCAGCCGAUGAACUUUCGAUAGCCGAUCAGCCGAUAUAAAUUUCAGAAUAGCUAUUUGUAUAAGUUUCUCAUAAACCUCACACAUAAAUAUUGCAUCUUUUGAAGGAAAUAAUAAGCCUCCUUUAUUUUUUAUGGAAAUCAAAUCAUGGUCGUAAGAAUUUAGCUGAAGUUCUGUCAAAGCGUCAACACAUUGUUCAAAAUUUUUUUUUGUUAAAAAACGUACUGCAAUACCUGAUAUGUAUGAUAUAAUACUGCGGGAGCAUUUCGUAAUUAGGUGCGAGUUAUUUUUAUUACAAUACAAAGCAAUAUCAUAUAUUUCUAGUUUUUAUUAUCACAAUUUGAUGCAUCAGUUAUUAAUGUCUAUUUUCCAUUAUUGGCGGUUUUAUUUACUGUCGUAAUUAAAUUUAAUCAAGAAGUGAAAUAUACUUAUAUAUGAUAAUGAAAUACAGUUUCUAGAUGAAUCUUCUUUUAAUUCCAUAUGAAGCAAAAUUUUUUUUAUUGCACUUUGAAAUUGCUUUAAACUGAGGGUUAUUAUUGCAUCUAAAUUGCUGUCUUAUAAUACUAAACAUAAGUUCUAAAUGAUCUUGACUUAAUUUGAAAGUGCAAAUAUAUUAUAACAAAGAAUUUGGUUUUUCGCAAAGCAUAAUCCCAUUAAACAUUUAAUUGAAACACAAGAACCUAAAAAUCUAGCAUUUCUACGAGAAUUAAUGAGCAUGUUUCCAUAUGGAGUUUCCUUUAAAUUAGAAAUAUAUUCAAAACAUUUAUUUAAUUUUGCAUACAUGAUGUUUCUAUUUGUAAAAUUAAUUCGUGCCCUAUUAAUUUAUCUCAUUGCAGGAUUCAUAGUGAUUCUAUUUGUUCUAGAUGUACAAUUUAAUUAUAAAUGUAUUUUUUUUAUUUUUUAAAUAUAAAAUAUAUAUCUUUUAUAUAACACAGAACAUGUUAAAUUAUAUUAACAGAAUUUUGCUAAAUUAUAGGUUUAGAAUGGAUCUUAAUAGUCUUGUAUGUAUUCUACCUACUAAUAAGAAUUUAUAAAGUGUAGUAACUCGUCCUACAUUCGAGUAUUCAAAGCCCAUUUUACCUUUUACCUCGUGUGUCUCUCACUGGACGCAGUAAUAGCGUGCAACGCGGCUUACCAAGAGGAAAGGAUAGCUCCAGCGGGAAAUCGCCGCGAUGCGUGUCCGAGAGGUACGCGUGUAGCAGCACUUUCAUUGUUCUUCUGUGUCUUGGAGUGAAAAGGUGCGAGCGAUUUUGCGUGAGUUACCACGAGCACCAGCUGACAUAUCUGUCAUCGUCGAAAGACGAAAGUACUCUAAAUAUUCUGCGAAGUAAUGCAGUUCAGACAGCUGGCAAUUUGGUUAUUUGAGCUCUUGUCGAUUAGUUUAGCGUAUACCGGUAUUAGAGACUGGGAUGCAUGCAGUGGACGAUUGGAACGUGCUUUGGACGCAUUGCACAGAGAUUCCACUAGAAGAAACAAAUUGGACGAAGAGGAGACCGGAACAUUGUAUCAGCGUGAACUACACUCCGUCCCUCUGGAAAUGUCUGUUUCCCGUAUGACCGUAAAGCUCUCGGAGAACACAAAGGAGUCCGGAGGUCACUGGGCACGAGUAGAACAAUGUGUGUACGAUCCCGAUCAUAAUUCUCUGAAGACACGCGUCGUAUUCAACGAUCUUUCGGUGUCCGGGAUGGUGUCCUUAAUGCCGCAAAAUCAACAUGCCCUACUUUCCGCUGAAUCUUGCAGAAUGACGUUGCGACUGAGACGCGCAGGAAUAGAUUUUCUCACCAGUCCAAUCGCCCGUGGACGCGGCCAGAUGCGUAUACGUACAGAAUCUAGCUUUCUGGAGCCCAGAUUCGCGUCGAUCUACGCGUACGAUUGCCGAUCUACACGUAUUGACAAGCAAAUCAAACGGCAGGAUAAAUGGCCGCCAUAUCACCUACCUAACGUCAAAAAGGUAACACCGAUGCUGUCGUUAUCUUUGAAUGACAAGUACGAUGCUGCGGAACCAAGACAAUUGGCGGGCAACACCAAAGAAAUGGAUAUCGUUAUACCGAACGACAGUCGACAUCCGCGUUACUUGCAUGCACCCGAGACGAAUUUCGGUGUAUGGAGAAAGAAUUCGUGGAUCACCAAAUCGUCAUCACGUCGUAAACGCUCAAUGGCGCGUACCGCAAUGAUUAUCACGUCGCGGGACUUUGUUGAUUCUCUAAUAAAUAGGCGCAAAUCAAUGGAGAAGCCUGCGAAUUUCACUAAAAUUCUUAAUCUAACCAAUGAUUUUCAAAACGAGGAUUCACCACAAAAUGCAUCACGAGAGACGAGAGAACUCGUAAUAGAUGACAAUCUCGACAACCUGUUUUCCGUGAACUCGGAGGAUCCCAACAGGAGUUGGCAAUCUAAAGAGUAUAUUACGAGAGAGAUGGAAGAUGUAUUUUUGCAAAGUGCUAGCCAAGCGUUGACUAGAUACAUCGAACGUCAACUGCAUCCGGCGAUCAAAGAGACACUAAUGCUGUCUAUGGGCUACACUAUUAGUUAUGGCUGAAACUUGAAGAAUAUUCAGCAUAUUGUAAUUAAUCCUUCAGAAACCGAAUUAUUUUGUCAUUAAAAAAAUCUUUUUUACUAAUUUUAUUUCGAAUAUUUUACAAGUAAAGAUUCUUCCAAUAUUUUCUUUAUUUUAUUUUUUUCGUCAUCUAGCCUCUUUGGAAGAUUUAGAAAUGCCUUAUUAUUUGACCAUAUUAAUUAUAGACUUAAUGGACAUUGCGAUUGAUCGCAUCCCAAUUUCUUAUUUGAAAAAGGUUUGGACUAAUUGUAAGUUAAGUUCGGGAUUAAUUAGGAGAUACAUUUUGAUAAAAUAUUACAAACUUACAUAAUUAUUUAAUAUUCUAUAUUAUAUUAAGUUUAUAUAAUUGUGCAAUUUCACAUAGAUAUCCUGUGAUAGUUUUAGUAAUGAUCAUUUAUUGCUUGCGUACACGGAGAUGCUGUAUCCCCGCACUAACUAGUGGCAGCAAUACCGAAAACUUGUUUAGAGCAAACCUUAUAUCGUAUUGAGAAAAUUCAUUCGUUUAUAACAUAUUUCCAUAUCAUUUCUUUUAUGCGCUUGGUGUACAAUAAAGCUUUCAUUUGUACA